GAGAAUAGACACAUAGGGUGACAAAUGGAAGACAAGUUUCAAUCUGCUCAUUAUUUGAGACAAUAAAAGAUGGCAUAAAACACUGAAAGGUGCAAAUCCAAUGGAAGCUCCAGAUGAAGAAAUAAGUGCGGGUCCAUCGACAUCUCAAGAGAAGAAGUCGAACAACGCAGAGAAGAAAGCGCGAGUAUUCGAUUUCAACGCAAUCUUUGAAGAGACUAGAAAGGCUGGCCAAGCUCGUUAUGCCGAAGCCCAUGAAAAGGACCCGGAAAAUGUUAAUAAUGACUCGCAAAGUACAGAGAAAAGUGCACAUAAGGACAGUGGUACUGUGAGUGAGGAAGAUGAUGAUUUCUUGCCGAUGUUACCUCCGGGGUUUGUCCCAGAUAAAAGCGUUAUUAUCGGCGAAGAGAACGGUUCCGCUGCUCCCGCAAAAGCAAAGACUUCAAAAGAUGACGAUGAUGACGAAGAUUUUGUAGAUUAUGUAGGAGACGGGAUACCGACAGUAAAUUUGAUACCCACAUCUUGCGAAGCUAAACUGGUCCAUAGCGGAAAGCCGGUUUCGGCUUUGCGUUUCGAGCCGAAUGGAGUGAGGUUCGCUUCUGGUGGUGUAGAUUACCAGGUCAAAAUUUUUGAUUUUCAAAAAAUGGAUAUGAGUCUGCGUGCUGACAAAGAGCUACUUCCUGUUGAAAGCCACGUGAUCAACGAUAUUGCGUUCAGCGCAAACGGCGAAAAUAUGUUAGUGUGCAGUAGUAAAGCACAGGUUCAUAUUCUUGACAGAACUGGCAAAUCUUGGGCUGAAACUAUCCGAGGUGAUCAAUAUCUAGUCGAUGUCAACUAUACAAAAGGUCAUACAGCAUCGAUCAACUGUUGUCAGUUCAAUCCCUUUCACAAGGAGGAAUUUAUGACUUGCGCUGAUGACGGAACUAUACGACUAUGGAGUAUGCGGGAUUACAAAGUCAUGACAAAGACUAUAAACACGCAUAAGAAGGUGAUCAAAACUAAGACGGCAAAUGGCAAGCGGGCCAUGCCACAGUCAUGCCGCUACUCCGUGGAUGGAAAGUUGAUUGCAGCUGGAUGCGAUGAUGGUUCCAUACAAGUUUGGAAGUAUGGAAAUCUUUAUGUCAAUACGCAUUACCUCGUAAGACAAGCUCACAAAGGUCCCAUCACUUGCAUCGCCUUUGCUCCAGAUUCGCAAAGGAUUCUCUCCAGGGGUCUCGAUGACUCUUUGAAGAUGUGGUCUUUGAAAGAUAACAAGAAACCUCUUCUCGAAGCCUAUGACUUGGAAAACGCAUUUGGAAGCACUGACUGUGGCUUUUCACCGAGAGGAGAAUUGGUGUAUACUGGCACAUCGUCACCUGGCGAGGAUAUGCCCGGCAAACUGGUUUUCUUCAAUUCUGAAACCUUUGAGCUCGUGUACAAGAUCGAGUAUCCGGGAAGGAGCUGCACCAAAAUUGACUGGCAUCCGAAAUUGAAUCAGAUCCUAGUUGGUCUCAGCGACGGCACAAUCAGGAUUUACUACGAUCAGAACUUGUCAACCCGUGGAGUCAUGACCUGUGUCACGAAGCCAGUCAGAAGGAAUCGUGCCAGCGAGUUUGUCAGAGAAGAAAUGAUACUGUCACCAUUGACAUUGGAGAUGUUCCAACCUCGUGGUGAAGAAGGAGAAGAAAAGGAGGUGACAGGUUUCCGGCUGAAGAAAUACCUUCGCAUGCGGGAUAAUCAGCAAAGGCCACAGUUCCGGAAGCCAGCCGAUGUGCCUAUUGGAAGGAGUGCUAAUGGAAGAGUUGUGGCAAGUGGAGGCAGUUUGCACUCAUAUGUAGCGCAGCAGAUUGGUACCAUGAAGAAUAAAUCCUUUUUGGAAGAUACUGAUGUUAGGACUAGUAUCCUUCGACACGCUGAAGAGGCAGCGAAACAUCCCAUGUAUGUUGACUUGGCUUACAAGAAGACCCAACCAAAGCCGAUCUUCCAAGAAAAAACCACUGCACCUGAAGAAGAGGAGCCAGAUACAGAGUUACAACCAGUAUUUAAAAUGCCAAGGUUCCAUGCUUUCUGCCCUGUUAUGUGGCCACUGAUUUACGGACUAGGCAUGCGAUUCUCACGAUGGAUGGUAUUACCGGCUGCGGCAGUGAUAGGAACUGUUGGUUAUUAUGUUGAGAAGAAAUGGUUUCCAAAACCGAAAAAAGUCCCAUACCUCACCUCGUCAGUCCAAGAACAACGAGAAAAACGGUUGUCUAGUCGGCCGGCUGCCGAUCCUCAUACAGAACCGGUUAUAAUUCAAUUACCAAACACUUUGGGUGUCAAUAAGCCGCGACCGGUGGAAAAGGAGGACGAAUCAGAAGGGGCUUAAGCGAUGAUUUGCCACAGCACUUCUUUCACAGAUUAUUUAUAGAUCUUGUCAUAGGAUUAGGGUUUCUAUUUGCUCACAGAGUUUUUUUU
Cylicocyclus nassatus is the source of this 2430-nucleotide messenger RNA. Lineage: Eukaryota; Metazoa; Nematoda; Chromadorea; Rhabditida; Strongylidae. The record is from the annotation of a GenBank genome assembly.